CGAUCGUGCUGCGGCUGCGCAUAAUUUCCUCCCGUUCAGAGCGGUUUCCUGGGCCUUUAAAGCAUGUCACUCAUUCAGGAGUUAAAAAAUGACGACAGCUACUUGGCAAACCUGAGGGAGUCCAAGAAACUGCAGUUCAAGAACUCAACUCAACCCUCUCAGCAACAGGAUCCCUGGAUACGGCUCAACUCAACUCCCACAGUUGCAUCCAUGAGGCGAGAGAUUUAUUUCAUUGAUUCCAAGAUACCGAAAGAUGACCUGGAUUUCCGCUUAGCAACUUUGUAUAAUCACCACAGUGGGGCGUUCAAGAACAAAAGUGAGAUCCUGGAACAGAAGGAGACCAGCCAGGAAAUCUACGGACACAAGAUCAAGUUUCCUGGAGAAAAUUUACACCUUGCUUCUCCAUCCCCUAUCACUUCCCUGGCUCACAUCAGGCAAUGGAUCAACCCUAAGAAGGAGUCCAUCCACAGCAUCCAGGGAUCCAUCGUGUCUCCUCACACUGCAGCCACCAAUGGGGGUUACUCCCGAAAGAAUGAUGGUGGCUUCUUCUCCACUUAGUGGUUACAAGACCCUGGACUAAUUAAUCAUAGUGUGACACCAGCCAUCCACCUUCAUUAAAUGUUUGUUCUAGUUGAAGCCUGGUGUUAAUGACUGUGGAUUACCUCUUGAACCACUCUUAAAUAGCAGAAGGAAAUUAUUCCUAUUGAGUUAAUUUGCAGCUUUGAGUCAUUUUGCCAAAGGUAAGGAUUCAGAAGAGAACAGCCCUGAUUUUGACAGGAUUCAAGUAUUCAUAUUUUGUAAAAUGCAGUCACUAUAACCAUACAGAAUAAUCUAUUCAAUGUAUCCUGACGCUAAGUGUUCAGAACACAAGAAUGGGCACAGCCUAUUUUCUAUGAGCUUAUAAUCAUGGUAAUAUCAGAGGAUCCAAGUAGCAUGAUUUUUGGGGGGGCUGCUUUGUGUGGUGUGUAUGUACAUGUGUAUAUCCAGGUCCAUGUGUGUGUGCGUGUGCGCUUACAUACAUCCAGGUGCAUGGGUGUAGGCAUCAUCUCCAGUCUCUCUCCACCUUUUCUGAGACAGGAUCUUUCACUGAACCUACAGUUUACCAAUCUGGCUCUAUGUAAUGAGCCCACAUGCCGUAACGCUAAAGGGAAAAGCUGAACGUUUCCUCUCUGAGAUCUGGAACUGUACAAGGAUGUCCACUUUCACUACUUUCUUCAACAUGGUGCUAAAUGUCCUCACCAGAGCUAUCAGUCAGUGGAAAUCAAGAGAGCACUCAGUUGGGAAGGAGGAAAUCAAACUGUCACUGUGCACUGAUGACAAGAUCUUACGUGUAGAAAACCCCAGUUUUCACCCAAAGCUAUUAGAAUAUGUUCAGUAAGUCUACAGAACUAAAACGUCAACACAGAAGUUGGUGCCUGAUGAUAUAGGCCUAUAAUCCCAGUUACAUGGGAGGCUGAGG
Jaculus jaculus (lesser Egyptian jerboa) is the source of this 1459-nucleotide messenger RNA. RefSeq names its product cilia and flagella associated protein 276 (gene Cfap276). NCBI's taxonomy places the organism in Eukaryota, Metazoa, Chordata, Mammalia, Rodentia, Dipodidae. Bases 64 to 558 code for a protein of 164 amino acids. The record is from RefSeq and is a predicted model, not a curated record. The transcript has 5 exons.